CCGCAAAGAAACAUCCUAAACCCAUUUGUUUUGGUGUGAUUUUGGGAACCUGACAUCCCAUGGCAGAAAACAAUCUUGACGUAGCAAAAACCAUACUGCCGUCACAAUGCGGCCUCAAAUAUCACUGCCGCGUCCCUCGGAGGCUGACGUUGAGACCCAGCCUCUCCUAUCCACUUCGCAGAGCUACGACCCCAGAGACUCCUCCCCCGAGCAGCGGUCAGCCCGGCCCACCAGCAUUCGAUCAGUCCCUUCUACCCUCAGAGCCCUACUACAAGCCACCUGGCCGGUCUCGCUUCUGCUAGCCAUCGUUCUCGCGGUCAUGUGGGCCCUGUACCUCGUCGCCUGGGUGGCGCCCCGGGCGCUGAACCCGACGCCGCCCAGCGCGGAGCAGCGCGCCCGGGACGCGGAGUGGGUCUCGGGCUCCCCGUACUGGGCCGACCGGCAGGCCUGCCGCUGGCUGAGCCUCUGCGGCGUCCACCACCUCCGCUGGGACCCGCCGGCCAUCGAGGGAGGCGGCGCUGACGAGCGCCCGCGGGGUGGUGCUGGAGAAAGUGGCAGAGGGAGAGAGAGGGCAGGCUUCCGACGACCAAGGGCAAAGGUGGCGGGUAGCAAAGGUGCAAAGCAGGUGCCCGAAUACGUGCUGCGACACGCCCCGUUAGUUCAUCUGCACUCCGGGGAAAGCUUUUGGCCCGCGAGCGUCGAGGAACACCUGAGGCACAUGCGCCCUGUCAAUCACACCGCGCCGGGUAGCAAUAACGGUGAUGGCGGUAGUUCUCAUGCCCUCUUGAACCUGACGAGUCUAGACUCCCUCGACGCCACCCACGGCGGCGCAGUGUACCUCACGAGCACAGAAGACGUGGAGACGCGGCCGACCUGGCUAACCAGCCGGGGCGGCCUGCCCAGCAGCACCGACGGCGAAAACAUGGGCCGCUCGACGGCGCCCGCCGUGCUCGUGCUCGUGGAGAAGGAUACGGACGACGACGGGCCGGUCCUGGACGCCUUCUGGUUUUUCUUCUACAGCUACAACCUCGGGCAGACGGUGCUCGGCGUCCGGUUCGGCAACCACGUGGGCGACUGGGAGCACUGUAUGGUGCGCUUCGUGCGCGGCGAGCCGACGGCCGUGUUCCUGAGCGAGCACGAAGGCGGGCAGGCGUACGCGUGGCGGGCGCUCGAGAAGGCGGCGGCGGAGGGCGACAACAACGGUAGCAGCCAGCACUCGCGGCCGUCGGGGGGCGGCGGCGGCGGCGACAGGCCCGUCGUCUACUCGGCCGUCGGCAGCCACGCCAUGCACGCCACGGCCGGGAGCCACCCCUACGUCCUGCCCUUUGGCAUGCUCAAGGACGUGACGGACGAGGGGCCGCUGUGGGACCCGGCCAGGAACGCGUGGGCGUACUGGCACGAGCCGCCCGGCGGCGAGGACGAGAGCGCCUUCAAGCCCGCCGCGCCGAUCGGCGGCGAGGCGGCGCCGGCACCGGCCGGCUGGCUGGGAUUCAGGGGCCGCUGGGGCGACGAGCUGUACGGCCUCGACGACGGGCGCCAGUGGCGCCUGUUCAACCAGUACCACUACGUAAACGGGCCUGCCGGGCCGGCAGACAAGCACCUUGGGCGGAACGCGAUGUGCCCCCAGUCGAGGUGCAAGGUACUGGAUAGUCUAGAAGUUGGGAGGAAGAGGACGUGGUAUACAUAGAGC
Molecule: messenger RNA, 1690 nt
Organism: Gaeumannomyces tritici R3-111a-1
Lineage: Eukaryota; Fungi; Ascomycota; Sordariomycetes; Magnaporthales; Magnaporthaceae
Exons: 1
Coding region: 107-1687 (526 amino acids)
Source: RefSeq, a predicted model, not a curated record